AUGCCCGCUCUGUCCGAUCAAAAUACCAUUAAUUCACCUCUGAUUCAUAAAAUGGCCAUGACGAACGACCUCGGCACCUCUAAUAAUAAUACCGAAUUGGUAGCUUCUUUAACACAGCAGACUCCUGCAAUUACCCUUCCAAAUAGCGGGUUGGUCAUUUCAAGCACAACUCAUAAGGUUCUUGGCGAUAGUGGAGGCGGUGGAGGUGUUAGCAACAAUGAUAACACCGAUAUCAAUCCCACUACUAGUGUGAGUGGUUCUGGUGCUGAUUCUGGUGCUGGUGCCAGUUCCGGUACUGAAACCAAACUUAACAAAGAACAAAAUGACGACGAUGACGAAGAUUAUGACGAUUAUGAAUCCCUUCCUCAAAAUACUUCAUUAGCUGCCAAUUUGGUUGCUGGUGCAGCUGCUGGUAUCAUGGAACAUACAGUCAUGUACCCAGUUGAUGCUAUUAAGACCCGUAUGCAGGUAGUUACUGGUGCAGGCAACAAAUAUUCCGGAAUUGUUAGUGCCGUGACCCGAAUCUCGGCCGCUGAGGGGGCUAGAAGUCUGUGGAGAGGUAUGACUUCGGUGGUUAUUGGCGCUGGUCCCGCUCACGCCGUUUAUUUCGCAGUUUACGAAUCGGUCAAGAACUCUCUUGGUGGUAACGCCGACAAGCACCACCAUCCAAUUGUUACCUCGAUUGCUGGUGCUAGUGCCACCACCACUUCUGAUGCGUUAAUGAACCCUUUCGAUGUGAUCAAGCAGCGAAUGCAACUUCGAGGUGCGAAAUACAGUGGUUUUUUCCACUGUGCCCUUGACAUCUACAAGAAAGAAGGAUUUGGUGCUUUUUAUGUUUCAUACCCGACCACGUUGAUGAUGAACAUUCCUUUUACAGCCGUUAACUUUACUGUAUAUGAGUCUGCAUCGAAAUUUUUGAACCCAAAUAAAGUGCACGACCCACUGGUUCACUGUGUGGCCGGUGGUAUUGCUGGUGCCAGUGCUGCAGCAAUUACAACUCCCUUGGAUGUUAUUAAAACUCUUUUACAGACCAAAGGACUCAAUUAUGAUGUCAGCGUCCGCCAAUUGAAUUCUUUCAAAGAUGCCGCUUCUUAUAUUUACAAGCACGAUGGGUUGCGUGGAUUCUGGAAGGGUCUACGACCACGUGUGGUGUCCAACAUGCCAUCAACUGCCAUUAGUUGGACUUCCUAUGAAAUGGCCAAGUUCUACUUGUAUAAAUCAAGUCACUUUGCAACCAAGAAGUUUGACUAG
Messenger RNA from Sugiyamaella lignohabitans, 1251 nucleotides. RefSeq names its product Mrs3p (gene MRS3). The transcript has a single exon. The coding region runs from base 1 to 1251 and encodes 416 amino acids. Gene Ontology annotation, biological process: iron import into the mitochondrion. Gene Ontology annotation, molecular function: ferrous iron transmembrane transporter activity. The record is from RefSeq and is a predicted model, not a curated record. Gene Ontology annotation, cellular component: mitochondrial membrane. NCBI's taxonomy places the organism in Eukaryota, Fungi, Ascomycota, Dipodascomycetes, Dipodascales, Trichomonascaceae.